Messenger RNA from Vigna unguiculata (cowpea), 1339 nucleotides. Its product is annotated as F-box protein CPR1-like. Gene Ontology annotation, molecular function: protein binding. NCBI's taxonomy places the organism in Eukaryota, Viridiplantae, Streptophyta, Magnoliopsida, Fabales, Fabaceae. The record is from RefSeq and is a predicted model, not a curated record.
CUCUCACCGCUCAAGGAGGAAGAACCAGUUAUGGCUCGUGCCCUGGAAGAAGGUGAGCACUUUUCUCUUGGAUCUAUUAUGGAAGAAACCACUCUUAGUAAGGACUUGAUUCUUGAAAUUCUUUCUUGGCUUCCGGUGAAGUCUCUCCUGCGAUUCACUAGCGUGAGCGAAUGGUUUCAACGUUUGAUAUCCGAUCCCACUUUUGUCAAACUCCAUCUUCAAAGAGCAAGCAAACACUCCAAUUUUCUAAUAAUCUUGAAGCGCCAAGAUGAUAGACUCGUGGUAAGUCCUUGUUCUAUGUUGUGCUUGUUGCAAAGCAACCACGACCACAAUUUUCUUAGGGUUCCAGAAAGAUUUUUGGAACGUUAUCAGGGUCUAAGUAGUUGCAAUGGAUUGGUCUGCGUCGCCAAUAACUUUAGUUCUGGUGAUGUGGAUUCACUGAAACAUAUUUGUUCUUUUACCAUAUGGAAUCCAGCCACAAGAACAAAAUUUCAAGUUCCAAGACUUACUUUCCGAACUAUUGAAGUGGAUGAUGUUUCCUUCGGGUUUGCAUACGACGAUAGGAGUGACACAUACAAGGUUAUGACCAUAAUUUCCUAUCUUCACCCUACAUGUCAGGUGCAAUCUUGCAAUGAAGUCAAAAUUUACACCAUAAGUAGCAACGAUGGUUGGAGAACCAUGGAAAAAUUUCCUGCCAAUACAUCCUUCGUGCCUGAUUAUGGAAAAUAUUUUAAUGGCAAUAUUAUUUGGCUAACAACAGAGGAAUCUGAUCAAUCCCAGUACACAUUUAAUGAUUUUGUCGUCGUUUUCUUUGACCUCCGAACUGAGAUAUUCAACAAAGUGUUGCUGCCUCAAAAUCUUGAAGGUGUCGAUGCAAAUAUAAAUAUUCCAGAAAUUAUGGUUUUGGACGACUUUGUUAGUCUCGUCUUCAAAGAUUUUGCCACAAACACUUUCGUAGUAUGGCAAAUGAAAAAUUUUGGAAACAGGGAUUCUUGGACCCUUCUGGUGAACAUAGAUGUUGACGUUCUUCAGACUGAGCCCGUGCCUUUCUUGAAACCCCUAUGCAUACAGGAUAGGUUCUUAGUGUUCUAUCAACUUACCAUUGAAAAUCAAAUGCAUGUCAUUUGGUAUGAUAUGAGAGAGGGAGAAGUAGCACGUAGGAGGAUUUCUACAGAAGUAUUUUCUGUCUGGGUUGAAGACUACAUUCCAAGCCUGCAGAGUCUUGGUGCAUGAAGGAGGAGGUUGCUGGAUGUAUGUUGAUAAUUUUUUUUUUCUUAAAUGUGUCUGUGAACAGUGAACUGUAGCACCAGGUUGAUUGUUCUCUACAAACUAUUCUUUU